This is a messenger RNA of Acanthoscelides obtectus, 327 nucleotides long. NCBI's taxonomy places the organism in Eukaryota, Metazoa, Arthropoda, Insecta, Coleoptera, Chrysomelidae. The record is from the annotation of a GenBank genome assembly.
AUGGAACUGCACAGUAUUCAUGGACAGAAACACCACAUUCGGCAACGUAGUAACAAUAAUUUGGCAAAACAAGAAUCUAAAGUUGUCUUAACCAAGCUUUUAGGCAGCUCACUUCUAGAUACCGUAUGUUUUUUGGCUAAACAGGAAUUACCGUUCAUUUUAAAGAAGCAGAGAGGCUGCAUAUCUUUCAGCGAUAUCCGCCUCAAGCCUUGCAUAUGCAGUUACCAGAGUUUGUGCGAAAGGAGAACUAGGCGAAUACUGCGGAUGCGACAGCAGAAUAAAGAAGAAAAAAGCUCAAAAAUGGAAAUGGGGAGGAUGCAGCGAUGA